Molecule: messenger RNA, 1834 nt
Organism: Cygnus atratus (black swan)
Lineage: Eukaryota; Metazoa; Chordata; Aves; Anseriformes; Anatidae
Gene: DFFA
Product: DNA fragmentation factor subunit alpha
Exons: 6
Coding region: 48-983 (311 amino acids)
Biological process (GO): apoptotic process; regulation of apoptotic process
Source: RefSeq, a predicted model, not a curated record
UACACGUCCCGGCGUGCUCAGGGACCGUGAGGGAGGGGAGCCCGGCGAUGGCGGCGCGGCCGAAGCGCUGCCUGGUGCGGCGGGGCGGCGGGCGAAGGCAGCACGGCCUGGCCGCCUCCUGCCUGCGGGAGCUGCGCCAGAAGGCCAGCGGCGUUCUGGCCAUCGAUAAAGCCGCGGAGCCCAUCACCAUCGUGCUGGCGGAGGACGGCACCAUCGUGGACGAUGAGGAUUACUUCAGGUGCCUGCCGCCCAACACCAAGUUCGUGGCGCUGGCUAAGGACGAGAAGUGGGGCGGGAGGAGCCCAGAUGGCGGAACAACCUGGCUCUCAGAUGUGGAUGAAGUGGACGGUGCUGCAGAGAAGUGGAAGCAGCUGGCCAGGCAGCUGAAGGAUGACCUGUCUAAUAUCAUCCUGAUGUCUGAAGAAGACCUCCAGGUGCUUAUUGAUGUACCGCAUUCAGACCUGGCAGAGGAACUUGCCCAAAGUCAAACCAAGAUCCAAGCAUUGCAGAACACCCUGCAGCAGGUGCUGGACAGACGAGAAGAAGAACGCCAGUCAAAGCAGCUCCUGGAACUCUACCUAGAGGCCUUGAAAAACGAAGGCAGUAUCUUAAGCAAAGUAGCAGAGUCUGAGACUGUGCCAGGAAAGGAGAUGGAUGUGGUUGACACAGGUACCAGCAGUACUGGCACUUCAGCCAAAACAGCACUCAGCGACCACCUCCUUGCUGUUCUGAAAGGGAAACCUGCCCCAGAGCUCUGCUUGGACAGUCAAGAUCUAGAGCUGGUUGUGAAAGAAGACACACAAGCCCUUGCUGCAGCUCUAAGCUGGGACAAGCAGAAAGCUGAAGCUCUACAGCAAGCCUGCGAUCAGGAGCUCUCCAAGCGCCUACAGCAAGUGCAGACUUUGCAUUCCCUGAGGAGCACAUCAAAGGGCAAGAAAACGCUACCUUGGGGAGACUGGCUUAGUUCAAAACGUAAAAAAUAAGACUGUUCUGCCUCAAGUGCCAAGGGAAUGCAAGUGGGGUGUGCAGUUGGUGUUUUUUUUCAAAUUGCAAUCAAUGUAAACAUGAUACGUCCUGGCAGCCAUAGUUUGCUGGUCAUACCAUGGUCUGGCUGUAGACAACUAAAAUCUGGACAUUGUCCUGAGGCUUAAACUCCUGUGAUGACUCAAAUCAUGUGUAACCAAAGGGAUUUAGACUUUUUGCAGAAUACUAGAACAGUGGAAUUACUAAACACAGCAUGUAAGAGUUCAGCUUUGAAUAGCUGGUUAGGAGCCAGAAAUUUCCAUCUGAUGAUGCUGGAUUUAGCUUCUGGAGCCUCAGACAGUUUGAUUACCUUAUCUUGCCACCAUUUUCAGUGUAAAGGAUGAAAUUUAUCUACCUCGUGGACAUUAACAAAUAGGAAGAAGGCAUUCUGAGAAUUGCUCAUUGAACACGGCGUGCUUUUUCUUUGGAGGGGUUUGUUGUGAUUUGGCCUAUUAAAGUUGUCAUGUGAUCUUUCCAGCUGCUGUCUGGCCUUAAGCUCCAGCCUGGCAUCUAGGAACUUGAACUUCUCUCUAAUUUCACCAGUUAAAGUAAAAGCAAAACCUCUUAAUUUCUGUGGCUUUUUUUCUCUGCAAGGAACUCCUGCCUCGAGUGCAGUGUAAGCACUAAUUUGUAAAAUAGCAAAAGUGGAAAUGCUUGUUUUGAAAGGCUGUGGGACAGAAGACGUGUAUUUGGCCUGUCUGUAUUCCUAGUCUAAUCAUUGGUAUGGUAUCAUAACACCUCAGUAUUAACCUGCUUAUUUUUAAAUAGGUUAAAGUCUUCUUCUAACGUCAUUAAAACCUUUUUACUAUAC